Brassica rapa (field mustard) is the source of this 363-nucleotide messenger RNA. RefSeq lists its product as uncharacterized. The record is from RefSeq and is a predicted model, not a curated record. Gene Ontology annotation, molecular function: RNA-DNA hybrid ribonuclease activity; nucleic acid binding. Lineage: Eukaryota; Viridiplantae; Streptophyta; Magnoliopsida; Brassicales; Brassicaceae.
AUGGAUCCAAGGGAGACGAUUAAACUGGCAGAAACAGAGUCCACACUAUGGGCUGAGGCGCAGAUAGUGAAGGAACAGAGAGGGCCACAUGUAGAGGGUUCGGCAGUACCGUUAAUCCAAGGAAGAUGGUGCUUCACUGAUGGGUCCUGGAAAGAGGAUAGUGGUUUCUCUGGCCAGGGGUGGUUUAGUACUUUAGAAGGCUUUGAGGGUUUGAUGGGAGCAAGGAAUGUUAGGGCUAGUCUAUCUCCUCUACAUGCAGAGAUGGAAGCAUUACUUUGGGCAAUGGAGUGUAUGAGGAACUUACGACAAUUUCAGGUUAUAUUUGCAACGGAUUGUUCUCAAUUGGUGAAGAUGGUUUCGUAA